Messenger RNA from Dicentrarchus labrax (European seabass), 2321 nucleotides. RefSeq names its product ras and Rab interactor 3. The record is from RefSeq and is a predicted model, not a curated record. Lineage: Eukaryota; Metazoa; Chordata; Actinopteri; Moronidae. Bases 206 to 2047 code for a protein of 613 amino acids. The transcript has 6 exons.
GGGAGGGGAGGAGGAGCCAAAGAAGAAGCUCCGGAUUUGGAAACACAGGUUAUGACUGGCCGAAGUGAAAGAUAAGUUGACUUUUCAUCGUGGUAAAGUUGAACUGGUGAGGAAGGAUCAUGCCAUCAUAAAGAGGAGCCGGAGGGGAUAAGAGGAAGGGGGAAAAAGGAAGAAGGAUCGGGCAAAGAGGUAAACAACGACUCUGAUGGCACAGCAAGAAGAGCCUCUGUAUGACUUCCCAGAGCCCACGAAGUGCAAGUCCUUGGGUCAUCAAAGGGGACGGGGAUCUCUGAGAAGCAUCAGCGUACUGGACCGUCUCCUGCUCACAGUUCCUGUCUGGCUUCAGCUGUCAAUCAACCCUGCCACUGCUCUGCACAUACUUCAGAGGGAGCCUCCUGGGACGUUCCUGGUGCGUAGGUCUCGCACAUCCCAGAAGAAUGUGCUCUGUCUCCGUUUGGCGGAUGACAGCGUGCCAUCCUUCGUUCAGCAGUUUGGUAUCAGGGAGGAACAAUCCACUCUGUCUCUGGAGACUUCAGCCAUCAGCUUUCCAGAUCUCCCAAGACUAAUUUCCUUCUACUGUGUCAGCAGAGAUGUAUUACCCUUCCCUCUGGAGCUUCCUGAAGCCAUUGCAAAGGCAACAUCCCACAAAGAGCUGGAGUCCAUCUCACAUAUGGGAAUAGAAUUCUGGAGGUCCCACCUAAACAUCCGUGGGCCACGGGACGAGAACAAGAAGCCAGAUGUUUUACCCUCGGCCCCGCCCACGUCUGCCCCGCCAACGAGCUCUGCAGCUCAGCCUGAUUCAGCUCGCCAGCCCAACGCAGAGAGCCUGCUCAACACAGAAUCCAGCGCUUCCACCAAACACUCGGGUCCGGCCACCCUGUUCCACGAGUUUUGUCCGAUCACGACGCGAAGCCCCCGAGAGCUGGACUGUGGGUCCGGCCUGGGCGCCCUCUGCUUCAUCAACCCCCUUUUCCUGCAGUCCCAGAACAGUUUGUCCAGACGCCGCAUGUUCAAACACAGCCUCAAAGUUCGAAUUUCCACAGAGACAUCGACCCUUCUGUCGCCGCCGCUUGCUCCUCCUCCUCCACCACCUCUCAUGCCCAAAACCAAAGGUAAAUGUAAAGCCCGGAAAUUGGGACAAGCCCAAGUCCCAAGUCAAGCCACUCAGAUUGGUCCAAAAGUUCAGGACUCCCAGUCCCAGCCUGUGAUACAGGCACAGGACACCCCUAGUGAGGCCCAAGUUCAGCCUGCAUCAGCAACUCCUCACUUCCAGCCUGAGAUGCAGGAUCCAGGCCAAACACAGAUGGAACCAGGCCAAGGUAAAUCUGGAGCCCCAGGAUCGGAGGCUACGGCUCAGCUGCCAGCAGUAAUGGAGAAUCUUCCAGAUGAUUCAGACUACAUGCAGCCCUCUCUGAUGAUCAAUUCCUCCCAUUCUCCCAUACUCUCUCCUUACCUCUCCCCAUCUGCUUCUCCCAAAGCACCUCCCCUGUUUCCCAAAGUAUCUUCGUCCGUCUCUCCUUGUGACUUUCCCUCCCUCUCGCCAUAUCAGUCCCCAUCUCUUUCUCGCAAGGUUCCCUUUUCCCUCUCUCCACAUAACUCACCCAGUGCUUCGCCCUCUCUCUCGCCUUAUCAGUCCCCAUCUCUUUCUCCCAAGGUUCCCUUUUCCCUCUCUCCUAACCGCUCACCCAGCGCUUCGCCCUCUCUUUCGCCUCAUCAGUCCCCAUCUCCUUCUCCUAAAGUCCCCUUCUCUCUCUCCCCCUUCACCUCUCUGUCCUUCUCUCAGAUGGCAGAGCAGGCCUAUCGCACACACGCUGCUCCUUCAAGACCAGAUCAGCAGAGAUCGGAGGGAGAGGCUGAGGAGGAGGAGGGGGCAGGUGGAGAUAAGGAUGAGGAUGAUGAUACAAGUGAGGAAGAGGGUCUGGUUUUACAGAUGAAUGCUGCUUCUCUAAGGGACACUGACAGCUGCAGCUCCUUAAGUAGUUUUGAGGGGGCAGCAGAGACUUCACCUCACUCAUCCCACAAACAGGACAACGGUACAAGCCUCUAGCGAACAAACAUUUUGAACUGGAACUCAAUGACGUGAUGUCAUGAAGCAUUUUGUAGAAUUGUUUGGUAAAAAAAAAAGUAAAUAAGUUACAAAACCAAAGAUUUUAAUGACGAUACUGUUUGUUUGCAUGUUUUAACUGCAGCUGUAGCUUUUUUAUGCCUUAUUGUCAACCAUUUUCUUAAGUAUUCCCCAGACUGAUUUGUGACCCGACAGUUUUGUUACCUUUAAUAUCAGUUUUUUUCUGAAAAUUAAAUUAAAAAUUGCAGACUUGAAA